Messenger RNA from Coregonus sp. 'balchen', 8001 nucleotides. NCBI's taxonomy places the organism in Eukaryota, Metazoa, Chordata, Actinopteri, Salmoniformes, Salmonidae. The record is from the annotation of a GenBank genome assembly.
AUGAGCAUCAGGCUCCUCUGCCUCAGAACGAGUCUGAUCCAGAUGCAGAGACAGACCGUCAACGUGAAGGUCCUGACUGCAGCCCUGAGAAAACUGUAGACGGAGAAAGAAGACCUUGUGAAGGAGAGAGAUGAGAUUCUGGCCAGGUUGGCCAAAUCAGAUCAGCAGUGUGUGUUAUGACAUGAUGCUGAAGUAAAACAUGUAUAUCUAAAUCCUUUUUAUGUGUAUGACAGAACCAGAGCCCACAUCACCACUCACGUACGUCAACCCCAUUGCCCCCCCCCCCCCCUCCUUCAAUGCCGGUAACCUGUCCUCGGGACUGGCUGGUGUUCAGCAGCAGCUGCUACAUCUCCACCAGGAGGAUGCGCUGGCACCACAGCCAGGCCUGGUGCAAGGAGGCCACAGAGAGAGAGAGAGAUUUGUGAAAAACACUUAAAACACUAUUCUUUUGGCACCGAAUGACCGAUCUGCACGAAACUUGAUAUGUGGCAUCUAUGGACAAAGGUGUCUUAACACAAUAUUUUCCAUACUAGUACCUAAAGCAACAUGGACCAAUAAACAUUCACGUAGGGGUGGUCCAAUGCUUCCCACAGGUGACAACUCAAACAGGUGCGUCUGGCACCUACUACCAUACCCCGUUCAAAGGCACUUCAAUCUUUUGUCUUGCCCAUUCAUCCUCUGAAUGGCACACAUACACAAUCCAUGUCUCAAUUGUCUCAAGGCUUAACAAUCCUUCUUUAACCUGUCUCCUCCCCUUCACCUACACUGACGGAAGUGGAUUUAACAGGUGACAUCAAUAAGUGAUCAUAGCUUUCACCUGGAUUCACCAGGUCAGUCUAUGACAUUGAAAGAACAUGGAAAGAGCAACAUGUUGCAAGAACAUUCAUAUUGACCACACGGUGGCGCUAUAAUGGGCAAAUGUUAGAAAUGUGGCUUAUAUGCUUGAAAUUUGGCGCCUAUGCUCAGGGAUAUGAGUCUAGCUAACUCACACGAUAUCUGAGACAUCACUGGGCCGAUUUUGACGAAACUUGGGUGAAUGAUGCGUCUUGCCAUAGAGAUCCGGCAUUUACAGAAUUACACUGAUUGGCCCAAGGGGGGCGCUAUAGUAAUCAACUCUAUGUAUGUUAGUCACACACAAUAUCCCAGACACCACAGGCCCGAUUUGGAUUACAUUUGGGUGAAUGAUGCGUCUUGCCAUAGAGAUCCGUCAUUUACAGAAUUACACUGAUUGGCCCAAGGGGGGCGCUAUAGUAAUCAACUCUAUGUAUGUUAGUCACACACAAUAUCCCAGACACCACAGGCCCGAUUUGGAUUACAUUUGGGUGAAUGAUGCGUCUUGCCAUAGAGAUCCGUCAUUUACAAAUGAUGCGCUGUAUCAUUCGUGGGGGACAAGAUGUUUACUGUUGCCUUUUUUUAAAAUCAUGUACUAUGUUAUACUCCUCAUCACUCACAUCCCAAUGUAAUCAUGUCUCCUGUUAUAGACAUUGUCACAUCCCAAUAUAAUCAUGUCUCCUGUUAUAGACAUUGUCACAUCCCAAUGUAAUCAUGUCUCCUGUUAUAGACAUUGUCACAUCCCAAAGUAAUCAUGUCUCUUGUUAAAGACAUUGUUGCAUCCCAAUGUUAUCAGGUCUCCUGUUAUAGACAUUGUCACAUCCCAAUAUAAUCAUGUCUCCUGUUAUAGACAUUGUCACAUCCCAAAGUAAUCAUGUCUCUUGUUAAAGACAUUGUUGCAUCCCAAUGUUAUCAGGUCUCCUGUUAUAGACAUUGUCACAUCCCAAUAUAAUCAUGUCUCCUGUUAUAGACAUUGUCACAUCCCAAUAUAAUCAUGUCUCCUGCUAUAGACAUUGUCACAUCUCAAUAUAAUCAUGUCUCCUGUUAUAGACAUUGUCACAUCCCAAUGUUAUCAUGUCUCCUCCUAUAGACGUUUCUGUGGGACCAGUUACCUCGGGACCACUGGAAUACCUACUGGUUUGGAAUCAACGACGAGACAGCUGAGGCAGACUGGCUUUGGGUCGAUGGAAAUAAACUGGUGGGAGGGUACGUUUUUUGGCUUUGCUGGGCUACAACAAAAAUGUGGGCGUGUUUUGUGGACGCAGAUUAAGUCUACCCCACGACUAUUGGAUUCAAUCAACACUAAAUGAUUGGCUUCAAAUUAUCCCUGGACUGUGGUGGUACAUUUUUUAAAUAUUGAAUCGCAGACCAUAGGUCUGACUAACCAUGUAAACCAAGAUUAGGUUAAAUUCUUGUUUGAUACACCAGAAUUCAACUACACCUGGGAUUGUUUAAUCUGGGUCUGUGUCCCAUAAUGUAAUGUGAGAACCUGCUUUCUCUUUUACAAAUGAGUAUAUUCAUUUCGUUUUUCAAAUGUUUUGGUUUACUUGGUCCUAUGUGUUCUCAGUUGGUACCUGUGAUGCAAACAGGUUAUGGUUCAUUUGACUGUGUUUUUCAUACCCCAAGCCAGGCGUGUGCUAUACUGUAGGCCCUACCCAUUUAUUUUUCCAUCUUUAAACUUCUUCAGUUGAGCACCUGCCCAUUUUGCAUUGAUGGACAGGAUCAAGAUGGAUGACUGUCUUUUUGUAUGCUGUAAAUUUGACUUUUUAGUGUUAUAGCAUUCUAACAAAUUCAUGUUUUGCCUUCUGCAUGCUCUGAGUCAUCCAGAAGAUUACUAGAGAGUCUGUAUACUGUUAUAAGACUAUCAACAUGCGGCCUAAGGUUCACAGCCUUAGAAAGAUAGUUGGGCUGCACCUAUGGAACCCCCCCCCAUCACUACUUUCAUUCAAGAUUAAAUCUGCCAUUUUAGUGGGUUUGUCAAACACUUGCAGCCCAACCCCUCCACCCCCACACCACCCAAUAUUGUCAAUAUUCUAUAUUUGCAUGAUCUCCUUUUUGGUUUAUGUAACUUGCUUACUCGUUAGGCCUAGUUUCCACAUGUUGAAUGCAAAUGCGGCAUUUGAGCUUCUAUAGAUUGAGAGAUAAUGUAUCACUGCAAGCAUAAACCUUGUCUUGUCAGAACUGCAGGACCAGUACUUUAGGAUGGACAAACUGGUAUUUAUCAGAGUCAAUGUGCCUAUCAUUGCAAUCAACAUAUUUGCAAACUUAUUUUUUGCCUUCUGCCUGUUCUGUCCUCUGCGAGGCAGAGAGCGACUCAAACAGCCUGUGAAGAUACUACUGGGAUCGUUAGUUUGCUGCACCACUGUUUUCCUGGUUUCUCUUAUUGCAAUGAAAUACUUCCUCUUCACGGAAUAUCUGGAGCUCUCGCUUGCUGCUAAUCUGAUAGUGGGGUACACUUUCCCCACUAGUAUGACAACCUCUGUUUGGCUGAAUUUCUUCUACUACACUCAGAUCGUCCCUUCCCAGCGAGCUCUCUUCACCUGGGUGAAGAGGAACAUCAAACUCAUCAUUUACUGGGUCCUGUUUAUCGACAGAGUCUUGUUUUUGUUUGAUAUUUCUCUUCAUAUUCCAGCAAUAGUUGAUUUACUCAACUAUGUCUCUGGAAAUGCUAAUGGCACUUACACAUCAAUGAACUGUACUGCGUCUGCCUCUCCAAAUGCCCUGUGUUACACUGAGAUGGCACGUGUUGUUUUGAAAAUAACCUACAUCUUUUUUGGACUCUGUGUGGUAGUUGGGUCGAGCUGUGCCACUUUGCGCUACCUGUACAGACACAUGAAGAGUAUGAAAGAGAGUGGUAGCCCCUUCUCCUCUCCCCGUCUGCACAGUCAGAUGAGGGUCACCAUUACUGGGAUCCUGCAGGGAAUUCUCUACAUAAUUUGCUUUCUGUGGCUCAUCUUUUAUAUCGUCAAAGACUUUUUCUCUACAGAUUUUGACAAUAAUGGAAAUAUCUUCUACACAGUCAUCUCUCUGUACAUGUUUGGCACCACUGUAAACCUGGGUAUUGGUCAGUCUGUUUUCCGACAGAGGGCAGCUGAUGUUUGGCUCAAAGCUCAACAGGCUGUAAGGUGGUCGAAGUUCUGUGGAUGAAACAAUCAAUCAGGUGUAUAACAUUGAAACUUAUGCAUUGUUUUAUUUAAACGUGUCAUGCUGUGUUGAGUUAUAGUGUACUCCAGUUAUAGUUGAGUUAUAGUCUAUCCCAGGACUAUAUUGAUACAUAGAUGUAAUCAAUGCUAAUAAUAAUUUGGCUUCAUAGACAUGGCCUAAAUUAUUUAAGAUUCAAUAGUUUACCAACAAAGUUCUUGUUUUAUAAACCAGAAUUAAGCCUUCACAUGGAUUCAUUUAAACUGGGUCUGUGAAACUGGCCCAUAAUGUAGUAGGCUAUAAUAUUUAACAAAUUAGUCAUUAUACUCAAUUUAUUUACUUUUUAUUUAUUUAUUAUGUGUUCCUUUGUAGCUAAUUUGGUAGAGAAUGGCUCUUGCAGUGCUACGAUAGUGAGUUUGAUUCCUGGGACCACCUGUACGUAAAAUGUAUGCACGCAUUACUGUUAGUCGCUUUGGAUAAAAGUGUCUGCUAAAUGGCAUAUAUUAUUAUAUUUAUGUUUCUACAUUAUUACAUUACAUCUGUAUCUGAGAUGCAAUUACAUUUGACAGCGUUUGUUUUUCCAUCCUUUAACAUUUUUGGUGGACUGUAAUAAUAGAUUUGAUAUAAUUAUAGAUUAUAUAUAAUCUGUUUAGUACAUAAUAUGAAGAUUACUAAAAUGGAUAACUAUACAUGUUCUUGCUGUAAAUUGACCUCUAUAUUCUCUACUACAUGAUUGUACGUUCGGUUACUCUGUAACAAAUCUUUAACUUGUUAAAAGCAACUUGUGAAAUGUGUGACUUUGCUUUGUGUACUCAAUAAAUAAUCUAGAAAAGAAAAUAACAAAAAUGUGUACCCCAAUGGAUCUCCAUGCAGGAUAGGUAGGCUAUUACAAACUACUACUGUUUUACUCCUAUGGGUACACUUAAUAUGGCCGCCGGUCCACCCAUCUAGGGCAUUGACUUGAAUGGCAACAACCAUUCUAGUCAUUCUCUUUCUAUGGGUCCAUCUAACUACCUAUAGCCCAGGUAAAGAGAGCCUGUGGCUCUGGAUCCAUAGGUAACCGCCCCAUUCCGCCCCCGUCCCGCACCCCCUGGAUCCCCUGGAAAGAUCCCUAUCACGUUCCGUGCAUGUGUUUCUUUACCUCUACUUUAAGCACACAUUUUUGUGGUCACCCUCUCGUCACAUUUCUCACUGUCCAAUCGUGAAUGAUGAUAAUUCUUCAAGUUUUACCGGUGAAACGUCCAUGCAGCAUCUGCAUCCCAACCAUUUGAUCCCAAUCAGUUUCAUGGUAAUAUGCAUUUCGAUCUUCUUAGUUAUGUACAGUGUUGUUUCGAAUAAUGUACAGUCAGCGAAUUCUAGAGUUCUAGAAUUCUAGUGUUAACAAUUCUAGUGUUAACAAACUGUAACGUACCUGUUUUGUAUCAUUAUGUGAUCUUGCAGACACUGAUUCAGCUUUGAUCUAACUUUAUUAAACAAGCACCAUUUGCCGGAGUAGCCUGUUCUCUAAUGACCCGAUUCAGACUUAGAAAAUGUACUCCUUUCCUAUACACGCCUUUCCUACCACUUCUCAGUAGUGGAUAUUCAGAUUUACCUUAUGCAGGUGCAUAAUGGGCUUCGCAGGCGUGGUUCCCUUGUGCGUGCUGAAUAAAUGUAAUUAAACCGCUGAAAACCCUCCCACUUGCUGGCCAGCAGAUUUUCUCAUGGAGUUUUCAUUCAAUAGGGCUUUCAGCACAUUUAUCUAAAGCCAUCCAUUUAAAUUUGGUGUACCUUUUUUAAUUAUAAUUUUCUCAACAGACUCACUGGAAUAUAUGGAGAGAAUUGUUCAGAAUAUAGCGCUCAAUGAAGAAAGCCAUGUAAAUACACGCAUAUUCAUCUCCUUUUCAGCACCAAUUGGUAGAUUUAAAAAUACUCCGAUCUUGUAUAUUAUUUAGGGAAAGGAAAUGAUUUAUGAAUAAUAAAAAUACAGGUUUGGAGAGCCUUUACGCACGAAAUAUAUUGGUGAAUAAAGAAUAGUGGUUUGAUUCACCCUGAAAGUUGCCAUGUUCAAUUGUUUAAUCUAUGAAAUAUUGGAAGGUGAGAAAAGUGUACAAUAGGGGUUGAACAGUAGUCCUAUAAAUAUACCCUAAUAAUCCUCACUAAUCAUGGAACUGUGAUAACAACGGUCCAGUCGUCGUGAACCGUGCGCACAAAUUACGGUCUGCAUUCCAUAAUGAUUAAAAUAGGCUACAUGUCCCAAAUUACUGCACAACUUGUAAUAUGUUAGCCUAAUAUGAUCCACUAUUGCUAGCGAUCCUCAGGAACAACCACACGAACAUGACAAAGGAAUGAAAGGUAAACUAACAAUCGAAUGGAAUGAUGCAAAAUGUAAGGAAACGAACACUAAAGUGACAGUUAUACAUGUAGGGGGAUAUAACUGACGGUGGCUACUGAUAGUGGCUAAUAUUUAACCUGAUACAAAUUGUAUAAAAUACAGUGAAAAGUCCGGGAAUAUAAUUAAAACAUUCAACUCGGUAGGUUUGGCGGCAUACUGUCAUUUGCGCAUGGCUACAGAAACCUAUAGCUUGGGUCUCCAAAUUUCAUCCCUGCAGGUUAUAAGGCCAGCAUUUCAUAAACGUCACUGUGGAAAAGGUGAUAUGCUUCAGUUUGCUGCCAUAUGACUGGUUUCACAUUUGUCUCCAGCGAUCAUAAGGUAAAAUAGAUCUAAAACAUUUGUCAUUUAUAUUUACAAUCCACUUAUCCAAACGGCUUACUCAUUUACCUAGCUCUUAUCAACAGCUCUUCAAUAGCCUCUUAUCCAUUUGUCAAUGACAGUGCAUGGAGAAUUCUGUUAUUUAUAUCGAAAAAAAAUAAAGUAGAUGUUGUUACACUUGCAACCGGAAGGUUGCUCGACCUUCAUCGUUUCAUUGCGCGUAAAGGUGGUGUAAUUAUAAGGGAAUUAAUUCAAGGCGUUUCUUUUAUCUCCACCCCAAAGGAAUAGCGGGUGAAUAGUUCAAGUUUUAUUAGUCGUAUGUACGAGAUACACCUGGUAUAAAUCGUCCAAUGAAAUGCUUACUUGCAGGUUUCUUCUCGACAAUGCAACAACAAUAAGAAAUAAUAAUAGAUAGGAAUACAAACAUAAAGUAAAUGGCAGUAGAGUAGAAUAACAAUUUUAGUGUAAGUAUAAUUUAUAGGCCAAUAUUUACACGUGUAUUGAGAAGGGGGAUUGCAUCAAAAGGGAAUUAUGUUUAACACAGUUACCAGUAUGUUUUGGCAUGCAUACUUUGAAAGAGAACCUUUCCCCUUUAGCCCAGUUUCCCCUCCUCGUGGGCCAUAAUCUCACUUGUUUUCUCCAGGAUCUUCUUCCCUCCCUUGAUGCCUGGUCGUCAUCAUAUGAUCUCUCUUCCUCUUUCUUAAUGUGUUUUCUAAUGGUUUUAGUGUUGCUUCAGAUUACCUUCUUCCUCUUUCUUUGCUUCUAUGCUUAUCUCAUUCUUCUGUUUUUUCUUGUUUUAUAUCCUUACUUUUUUAUUAAUAUUAUUAUUCUUUACAUAUUCCACUGUUUUGUGUAUGCUUACUACUGCUGUAAUUAAGACAGCAAUAAGAGAGUGAAGAAUAUGGUUCAUCAUUGUGCAUUGUGCACGGUACAUGAUGCAUGUGUUUUUAUCUAACCUUUAUUGAUACAGAUUUGUCUCACUGAGAUAAAAAAAAAUAUUUUGCAAGAGAGACCUGUAGAGGCACUGUAGAUAACUCAGUUCAUUAGUGCACACCAAUGGCCAACAGCUAUUCUAAUGAAACAAUAUAUUAUAUAUAUUGUUGUUACAUUAUGUACUGUACAUUAUACCAAGAGAUGUUUGGUUGACUUUGUGGGUUUUUCUAAAGAAACCAUUUUUCUCCCUGUGUAGCUUUUGGGAGGAGGGCGAGCCCAACAACCACAUUGACGAAGACUGUGGCUACAUCGUGAAGACGCGCAAACUGGAGCGCAAGGCGGUGACCAGCUGGUACGACGCCCUAUGCACCAUGUACUGGCCCUUCAUCUGUGAGAUCGAGAUGUAG